AUGUCUAUGGCGCAGUCCGAGAGAACUCGCAAAAGGAGUAAAAGGCUCCUACGUAACCUGUCACUACCAAUAUAUUGUAUGAGUCAGAAGGUAGAAAAACCAGUAUUAUCGGGUCAACGGAUCAAGACCAGAAAAAGAGAUGAGAAAGAGAAGUACGACCCCAACGGGUUCCGCGACGCGCUGGUGCAGGGUCUGGAGCGCGCCGGCGGCGACCUGGACGCCGCCUACAAGUUCCUAGACGCGGCCGGCUCCAAGCUCGACUACCGCCGCUAUGGGGAGGUCAUCUUCGACGUGCUCAUCGCGGGCGGCCUGCUGCUCCCCGGUGGGUCGGUGUCGAUGGACGGGGAGAGCCCGAAGACCAACACGUGCAUCUUCGCCGCCAGCGAGGAUAUGGAGACCAUGCGCAACUUCGAACAGGUGUUUGUCAAGCUUAUGCGUCGGUACAAGUAUUUGGAAAAGAUGUUUGAGGAAGAAAUGAAAAAGGUUCUGGUUUACUUGAAAGGCUUUGAACCUAUGCAACGUAUCAAAUUGGCACGGAUGACUGCUCUAUGGAUUGGCAACGGGUGCGUGCCGCCGUCGGUGCUGCUGGUGCUGGUGAACGAGCACCUGCUGAAGGACAACCUGGCGCUGGAGUUCGUGCUGGAGGUGUUCUCCACCGUGAAGGCGGAGCGCGGCGUGGCCUCGCUCGUCACCGCCCUCAAGCGGGGCCAGCUCGAGGGCAGGCUGCUGGAGUUCCUGCCGCUGAACCGGCGCAGCGAGGAGGUGCUGGCCGCGUCGUUCGCGCCGCGCGGCCUGGCCGAGCUGCUGCGCCUGCACCGCGCCCAGGCCUCGCAGGAAGCACGCAGAGAACUGACCCAGGCGCUGUUGGACGAGCUGGCGGAUGAGAAGCCGGUGCGCGAUCUCAUACAGGAGCUCCGCGAUAUGGCGCAGAAACACUCCAUACCGGACCACGAAGUCGUCGCAAUUAUCUGGCAGUGCGUGAUGUCGCGCGGAGAGUGGAACAAGAAGGAGGAGCUGCUGGCGGAGCAGGCGGCGAAGCACCUCCGCCUGUACACCCCACUCCUGGCCGCAUUCGCCCAGUCCGCCAAGGCGGAGAUUGCGCUCUUGACCAAGGUGCAAGAGUACUGCUAUGAGAACAUGAGCUUCAUGAAAGCGUUCAGCAAACUGGUGCUGAUGCUGUACAAGACCAACGUGCUCUCCGAGGAGGUGAUCCUCAAAUGGUACCGGGAGCCCAACUCCAGCAAGGGCAAGGUCAUGUUCCUCGAUCAGAUGAAGAAGUUCGUCGAGUGGCUCCAGAGCGCUGAAGAGGAGUCCGAGAGCGGCGAAGACGAAGAU
Molecule: messenger RNA, 1335 nt
Organism: Iphiclides podalirius (scarce swallowtail)
Lineage: Eukaryota; Metazoa; Arthropoda; Insecta; Lepidoptera; Papilionidae
Source: the annotation of a GenBank genome assembly